Molecule: messenger RNA, 3829 nt
Organism: Triticum aestivum (bread wheat)
Lineage: Eukaryota; Viridiplantae; Streptophyta; Magnoliopsida; Poales; Poaceae
Product: tau-cadinol synthase
Exons: 7
Coding region: 1930-3582 (550 amino acids)
Biological process (GO): diterpenoid biosynthetic process
Molecular function (GO): magnesium ion binding; terpene synthase activity
Source: RefSeq, a predicted model, not a curated record
UGCAGCAGGAUUAUCCAUCCAUCAAGCUCUUUCUUGUUGCUCCAUUGAUGGGCACCUUGUAUAUGUAGGCGGCGGAAUAGUAUGGGUGUCCUACAUGCUGAUUUGACAAAAUGGCAGGGGGGUAUCUGCAAAAUGCAUGGCAAGGACCGGCUCAGUCCCGCUGGCGCCACUUGGCCGCCUCUAAUUGGCUCUGGACUAAAUUUGCACACUGUGCGCAAGUUGUAGGACUACACAGUUCACUUUUGUAAAUUUUAGGAUUAAACCGUCACAUACUGGACAAGUUCUAGGACUUCAUGCUUUUAUCUCUAUUGUAUUUCAAUUUCCAAGUCAGAUUCCUUAUUGAUCAGUCUGCAGAAAAAAGUUCCAUGAUUAUGACAAGAUGAUUGGACAUUGUCCUAUCAGUUGUCGUAUUUUAGCACCGCUAGGCAUUAGACGACUGAUAAUCAUCGCUCCCAGCCAAUUCUUGUUCCCUGGAGGCCUGGACGUUGCUUCCUUGUUGCAUGGUUGCUUAAAUCACGCCAGGUUACCAGAUUCAUGUACCUAUGAGAUGGAAGUAUUACUUGUGAGAACCAAAUAUACAUUGGUUCAUUUAGGAAAUAGAUCCCUAAAUUCUAGAGUUUAAAUCCCACAAAUGGUUCUUCGAUUCUACUCCCACCGUCCGACAAUAGAAGAGCAUUUUUCAUUGGAGGCAGUUUCAGACCUUGAUGCUUACAUGGGUCCCGAUGUGCCAAUCAUCACCGAGUCUAGUCUGUCGGCGAUGGGCUUUUCAAAUGUCAUCUUUGUUCAUUGCGGAAGGAAAACCAAUCUUGUUGCUGAUUGUUUAGCAAAGCACUGAUUUAGUCUUUGGCUUAUCUGAAUUUUGGGACUCCAAUACCCCUGACUUUAUUCCUCCACAUAUUGUAAAUGAUAUUAUAUGAGGAAUAAAGUUAUUUAUGUUCAAAAAAAAUAUAAGAGCAUUUUUUUACUCUGGUAAUAAAUCUCCAAUGUUCUCCCUAAUGAAAACAAUCUAUGUCGGGGUUGUCCUCGAUGCAAACAUUCUUUUUCGACCAAUGACACAUAGUUAGUUUUGUAAUGGAAACAUUUUUCACUUUCACUAAACACUUCUUCACGUUGGUGGAAACAUAUUCCAUCUGAGUCACUUCAUACAAAAAAUUAAUAAACCUUCAUUCGUUACCAUCUGAUGCCCUAUAUUGCUUCCAACAAAAGAAAUAUUUGCUUCCAAAUAUGAUUAUUUAUUACCAUUAUAACAGUUGUUUUGGUUUGAACAAAUUAUUAUUAUUUUAUUAGAAUAGGCAUCCUACGCAAUCACAAUUUUCUAGCAUAUAACUAGGCAUCUAGGCACAAUGCAUCAUCGGCUGAUGAUCUAAUAAUGCCAUGUGUCCUUCCUAUGGUUGUCAUUCUUCCUUUCUAUGGCGUCUGUGCGUCCUGCCGAUAGUUCUUCCAAUGGUGACAGUGCUUCCUUCCAAUGGUGGUCAUGCUUCCUUCAGAUGGUAGUAGGUGUGCUUGUUUGUGCCGGCCGCCAACGACAGGGAGACCGGACCGUCCUGAGCAGGGCCUGUCAACAUCACCUCCGAUGGGAGGAGUAGAGUAGAAUUUUUUGUUGUUUUUAGGUCCUUUUGCUAUGUAAAAAAUAUUCCAAAAAAUCAAUGAAAAUCCAUGUCCGCUUUAAUUGGGGGUUUUUUUUUAUUAUUUGCCACUUCUUACUUUGCACUUUGACAAUUUGCCACUACUUACAUUAUAUUUGAUCUUUUGCCACUCUUUACUUUGCACUUUGAUUGUUUGCCACUUUUUAACACAAAAACAAUACCUGGAAAUGAUUGACAUAAUAUGUGCAUAAAACAGUGGACAAGUAUACCCUUUGUGUCUGUUUGACUUAAACUUUGGAUCAGUUGAUUCCCCAAAUCCGGAUAAACCCUAGCUCACGAGGCUAUGCCCCACCGCCGCCGGACCCUACUGCUACCGGCACCUUCAGCACCGUGGCUCGACGCUGCAGCCCCCCAUCAAGCUGGAGCUCCUUUCCGGCGCCCAAGAUUGAGGCCGCCCAAAGUGUACAAUACAUCUGAAGAUUGCAUGAGGGUGAAGGCUCAAAAACUUCAGGAGGACGUACAAAUGUUGUUUCAAACAUUUACCAGAGUUGUACAAAAAAUGAACUUGAUCGACACACUCCAACGUCUUGGAAUUGAUCACCUCUUUGAAGAUCAGAUCAACACGGCGAUGAACGAAAUCCACGAGAAGGAAUUCAACAGUUGUAGCCUCUAUGAUGUUGCUCUUCGCUUUCGCUUGCUUCGAGAGAGUGGCCUUAGGGUGUCUCCAGAUGUAUUCAGUAAGUUCAAGGGCAAAGAUGGGAGCUUGAGCAGGGAUAUAAUUAGUGAACCAAGGGGAUUGUUGAGUUUAUACAACGCAGCUUACCUAUCGAUCCCUGGUGAAUCGGAACUCGAUGAAGCAGUCAUUUUCGCACGGCAUCAUCUCGAAUCCAUGAGGAGCAGCCUUAAUUACCCUUUCUCUGAACAAGUCAAACGGAACCUUGAGAUACCGCUACCUAGGACUUUGAAGAGGCUUGAUGCACCAUAUUACAUUGCUGAGUACCAACAAGAGAAAGCAUACAACCCGACUAUAUUGGAACUUGCAAAGCUCGACUUUAAUCUUCUGCAACGGCUUCACCAAGAGGAAAUUAAGGCUUUUUGUCAGUGGGGAAAUGAUCUAUACGAAGAAGUAAGACUAACCUACUCUCGGCAUCGUAUUGUUGAAUGCUAUUUCUGGUCCUAUACGGAGUACCAUGAACGACAUUAUGGAGAUGCAAGAAUAAUCCUUGCCAAGUUACUCGUUCUGGUAACUCUAUUAGAUGACACUUUCGAUAUGCAUGCUACUUUAGAAGAGGGCUGGAAGCUCAAUGAAGCAAUACAAAGAUGGGAUGAGAGUGCUAUAACUCUUUUACCAGAGUACUUGAAAGGGUACUUUGUCAGGUUGAUGAAUACUUUCAGAGAGUUUGAGGAUGAACUGAAGCCAGAUCACAAGUACCGUGUUGCUUACAGUAGGAAAGCGUUCCAAAAUUUGUGCAAGCACUACCAACAGGAAUCUGAAUGGUUUCAUAGCAGUCACAUACCAAGUUUUGAAGAUCACGUCAAGUGCUCGGUCAUCUCCGCUGGUACUCCGACACUAUUUGUCGGUUCACUUAUGGGUAUGGGUGACGAAGCAUCAAAGGAAGCAUUUGAGUGGGCCAUCGGUUGUACCGAUGCUGUAAGGGCUUGUGGUGAGGUGGCACGCUUUAUGGAUGACUUGGCUUCGUUUAAGCAUGGGAAGAACAAAUUGGAUGUGGCUAGCUCCAUCGAAAGCUAUAUCAACCAGCAUCAUUGCACCGAUGAGGUAGCCAUGGAUGUGUUGGAUAAUCUGGUCGAAGAUGCAUGGAAAACUACUAAUCAGGCACGAUUUGACCGUGGUGCACUGCUCCCGCUUGUAAACCGAGUUGCGAACCUCACCAAAAGCAUGACCUUGUUGUUUCGUAACAAAGUUGACCGCUACACAUUCAGCCAUGGCAACAAAGACAGGAUCCGGCAGCAGUUCAUAGACCCUAUCCCCCUCUAGGUUCUCAACAUGCAUACAUGGAAUCUUUCAAACACAAUGGAUUUGCAGAUAUGAACCUAGUUUCUAUGUAUUUUCAGUUUGCAAUAAGCAUAUCUCAUAUUUAUGUUCUUGAAAUUUAUAACUUGGCUUGUACUUCCAAAUUCCAAAUAAGCACGCAUGUAUGUACUUGUACGAAUAAUUGUGGUAUUUUCCACAUGCAUAUUUGAGGAUAUUGAAUGGCUGAAAUAAAGUGAAUCUUUCUGGUAAA